Salvelinus sp. IW2-2015 is the source of this 6697-nucleotide messenger RNA. The record is from RefSeq and is a predicted model, not a curated record. Lineage: Eukaryota; Metazoa; Chordata; Actinopteri; Salmoniformes; Salmonidae.
AUGAAUGGGAAGAGUUAUGAGGUGUUGAGUGUCCACAUUGUGCGGAGAGACCUCAUUAUUCGUUGGAAGGAAGUGUCGGUGGCCACAUUCAAGGGGAACGAGUUCUUCUGCUACGACCUGUCGCUGACGCCCAUCCAGAGCAGCACGGACGAGAUCACGCUUUCCUUUCGCACGCUGCAGCGCAACGGCCUCAUGCUGCACACGGGCAAGUCGGCCGACUACGUCAACCUGUCGCUGAAGAGCGGCGCCGUCUGGUUGGUCAUCAACCUGGGCUCGGGCGCCUUCGAGGCGCUGGUGGAGCCCGUCAAUGGGAAGUUCAAUGACAACGCCUGGCACGAUGUGCGCGUCACCCGCAACCUGCGCCAGCACGCAGGCAUUGGACACGCUAUGGUGACCAUAUCAGUGGAUGGUAUUUUGACCACUACUGGUUAUACCCAGGAGGACUAUACCAUGUUGGGCUCAGAUGACUUCUUCUACAUAGGGGGGAGUCCCAAUACUGCAGACCUGCCCGGAUCACCCGUCAGCAACAACUUCAUGGGCUGCCUCAAAGACGUGGUGUACAAGAAUAACGACUUCAAGCUAGAACUCUCCCGGCUAGCCAUCGAGCGGGACCCUAAAAUCAGCCUGAACGGAGAUCUUGUUUUCCGCUGUGAGGAUGUGGCCGCCCUGGACCCCGUCACCUUUGAGUCCCCAGAGUCCUUCAUCGCCCUGCCCAAGUGGAACACCAAGAAAACAGGCUCCAUCUCCUUCGACUUCCGCACCACAGAACCCAGCGGCCUGCUCCUGUUUAGCCACGGGCGCACCCAGGGUCCUAAAGAGCAGAAACCAGGUAGGGACAUGAAGUCAGACUACUUUGCCAUGGAGCUGUUGGAUGGGUUUCUCUACCUGCUAAUGGACAUGGGAUCUGGGAGUAUCAAGCUGAAGACCAGUAAUAAGAAGGUGAACGACGGGGAGUGGUGCCAUGUGGACUUCCAGAGGGAAGGGAGGAAAGGGUCCAUCUCGGUGAACAGCCGCAGUAUCCCCUUCAACUCCAACGAGGGCAGUGAGAUCCUGGACCUGGACAGCGACAUGUUCCUGGGGGGUCUCCCCGAGACCCGCUCUGACCUGGUGCUGCCCCCCGAGGUCUGGACCGCCYUGCUCAAYUACGGCUACGUGGGCUGCGUCCGYGACCUCUUCAUCGACGGCAAGAGCCGCGACGUGCGCCGCCUGGCCGAGAUCCAGAGCUCCCCGGGCGUUAGCAGCUUCUGCACCCGCGAGCUGCAGAAGAGGUGUAGCAGCACCCCCUGUGGGAACGGAGGCCUGUGUAAAGAGGGAUGGAACCGCUACAUCUGCGACUGCACCGGCACCGGCUACCUGGGCAGCAACUGUGAAAUCGAGGCGACGGUGCUGAGCUACGACAGCAGCAUGUACCUGAAGAUCCUCAUCCCGGGCACCAUGCACACCGAGGCGGAGGACGUGGCGCUGCGGUUCAUGUCCCAACGGGCCUACGGCCUCCUCAUGGCCACCACCUCCAAAGAGUCCGCCGACACCCUGCGGCUAGAGCUGGACGGUGGCAGGAUCAAGCUGACCGUCAACCUAGAUUGUAUCAGGAUAGACUGUAACCUCAGUAAAGGACCCGAGACGGUCUUCGCCGGACAGAAGCUCAACGACAACGAGUGGCACACGGUGAAAGUGGUGCGCAGAGGAAAGAACCUCCAGCUCUCUGUGGACAAUGUGACGGUAGAAGGCCAGAUGACAGGCGCCCACACCCGUCUGGAGUUCCACAACAUUGAGACGGGCAUCAUGACCGAGCGCCGCUUCAUCUCCGUGGUGCCCUCCAACUUCAUCGGUCACCUCCAGGGCCUGACGGUCAACGGCGUGCCCUACCUGGACCAGUGCAAGAACGGCGACAUCUCCUACUGUGAACUCAACGCCCGCUUCGGCAUGCGCCACAUCAUCGCCGAUCCGGUGACGUUUCGAACGAAAGCGAGCUACCUGGCGUUGGCUACUUUGCAGGCCUACGCCUCCAUGCACCUCUUCUUCCAGUUUAAGACCACCACGUCGGACGGCCUGCUGCUCUUCAACUCGGGGGACGGCAGCGACUUCAUCGUCGUGGAGCUGGUCAAAGGCUACGUCCAUUACGUCUUUGACCUUGGUAACGGCCCGUCGCUGAUGAAGGGUAACUCGGACAAGCCGCUCAACGACAACCAGUGGCACAACGUGGUGGUCUCCCGGGACGCCAACAACGUGCACACGCUCAAGAUCGACUCACGCACCGUCACCCAGCACUCCAAUGGAGCCCGCAACCUGGAUCUCAAAGGGGAGCUGUACAUCGGUGGCGUGGGGAAGAGCAUGUACAACAGUCUGCCCAAGCUGAUCGCGUCCCGGGACGGGUACCAGGGCUGCCUGGCCUCAGUGGACCUCAACGGGAAACUACCAGACCUGAUCGCGGACGCCCUCCACAGGAUGGGCCAGGUGGAGCGAGGCUGCGACGGACCUAGCACCACCUGUACGGAGGACUCCUGCUACAAUCAGGGGGUGUGUCUCCAGCAGUGGGAGGGCUUCUCCUGCGACUGCACCAUGACGUCCUAUGGAGGCUCCUUCUGUAGCGACCCUGGGACAACCUACAUCUUCGGGAGAGGAGGAGCCCUCAUCACGUACACCUGGCCCCCCAACGACCGGCCGAGCACGCGGGCAGACCGGCUGGCGGUGGGCUUCAGCACGCAGCUCAAGGAGGCCGUGCUGCUCAGGGUGGAGAGUGCCAAGGGACUGGGAGACUACCUGGAGCUGCACAUAGCUACAUGUGACUCUCCCAUCAUGGCUACAUGUGACUCCCCCAUCAUGCUACAUGUGACUCCCCCCAUCAGGCUACAUGUGACUCCCCCCAUCAUGGCUACAUAUAUUAACCUGCUGCCCUCUGUCUUUUCCAAAUUCUCUAAAGGGAACUUUGAUAAUGAGCGCCUGGCUAUUGCUAGACAAAGAAUCCCAUACCGGCUUGGUCGGGUAGUUGACGAGUGGCUACUCGACAAAGGUCGACAGUUGACCAUCUUCAACAGCCAGGCGUUCAUCAAGAUCGGCGGUGGUGGCGGCGACAAGGCCCGUCACUUCCAGGGCCAGAUCUCGGGCCUCUACUACAACGGGCUGCAGGUGCUCAAGCUGGCGGCCGAGGGCGACCCCAAUGUGCAGGCCCAGGGCAACCUGCGGCUGGUGGGCGACGUGCCCUCGGUGCUCACCACAGACACCACCAGCACCACGCCGCUGGCCGACAUGUCCACCACCAUCAUGGAGACAACCACCACGAUGGCUACCACUACCACCCGCAAGCAGCGCUCACCCACCAUGAGAGACAGUGUCACACAGAACACGGAUGACAUAUUGGUAGCGUCUGCUGAGUGUCCCAGCGAUGACGAGGACUUGGAGGAGUGUGAGCCUGGAAAUGGAGGUGAAUUAGUGUUGCCCAUUAUAACUGUGGACUCCCUAGACCCCCCCUACGCCACCCGCUACCCCGUAAUCCCCCCGCCCCCCACCUACCGGCCCCUCCUACCCUUCCUUGAAACUACCAAAGAGUCCCUCCCCCUGCCCAACGGUCGCCCCCCCUGCCCACUGGACCAGGAGGACUGCGAGGAGGCGGGACCCAUCGAGGUGUCCGCCUACGGCUCGGGUGAGAUGACCGAGUCGGACGACGAGGACUAUUACAAAAACUCCCCCCUCGUCACCGACAGGACGGUCCUCCCCCCUCCCCCCAACGAGGGUGGCAUCCAUAACCCCCACGACCGUCACUUCUCCCACCGGCCCCCCAACUCCCACCGCCCCCCUCUGUCCUCCACCCCCACAGCCAACCCCAACCAGCUAGGCCCCAGGCUCAACAAGCCCGGCGGCAGCAGCAGCAAAAACCCCGCUGGCAAGAUGAACACCCGGGAUCAGGUGCUGCUGCCGCCCGCCCACCCCUCCUCCGACCCUGACCGCCACCGCCACGUCCCGGGCGUAACCUACCCUCCCAAUUUCCCCCAUGUGCCCACCCCAGACCCCACAUCCCCGGAGAGAGGAGGGCCUCCCGGCGCGGUAGAGGUGAUUAGGGAGUCCACCAGCACCACGGGCAUGGUGGUGGGCAUCGUGGCGGCCGCCGCCCUCUGCAUCCUCAUCCUGCUCUACGCCAUGUACAAGUACCGUAACCGGGACGAGGGCUCCUACCAGGUGGACCAGAGCCGUAACUACAUCAGUAACUCGGCCACGCAGAGCAACGGCACACUGGUGAAGGAGAAGCAGCCAGGCACAGCCAAGACAACCAUCAAGAACAAGAAGAACAAAGACAAGGAGUACUAUGUCUGAGACCGGCCUAGCCAGACACAGAGGACGAAAGGAGACGCACAGAGAGAGGGAGGGGCGGAGAGGAGGAGAGAGGGAAGAGUUGAAGGUAUAGGUUGGAGAGAGGCACUAGAUGAACUGACAACUGUAGAGUAAUGAGUCAAAUCUUUGUUGGCAGAGUUUUAUUUUGUUUAGUAUAGAGGUAACCUUACUGACAAAAUGACCUCCUAGCUUUCCUUCUCAACCCAUAUAGAGCCUAAAGCAGAGAGAUAAAAGAUGAGAUUAGAAAAGCAACAUAUUUCAUUAGAUCUACACAUACUCCUUUUUAACUACAGUUAUUACAAAAAGCGUGUGGUAUUUUUCUCCAUUACAGUAAUAUUCUUUCUCACAUGGCCGUAUAACCUUCUUUUUUUUUAAACACAGAGAGACAAAGUCUUGGCUACAACAAAUGGCUGCCAAACCUCGCUCAAUGCAACAUAAUUUUGUGCCAAUCGCCAGACCCAGAGCUCAUGCUACAAUGGAGCCAGCUAAUCCAGCAGCGUUUUAAAGGGUAUUGUAUUGUAUAUAGCCUCCAAUCAGAGUUAAGCAUGGGGCUACAGAGAGACACAGAGAAGGAAGAACCACCAUCAGAAUUAGAGCAGAGGCCUGUUGUUUGGUAUCAGAUGCUAUGUAGCGGGUCAAAACAGUCAACAAGCUAACGGAUUCAAUCGUAAAUGGGUUGAUUCUAUCUAAAUAGAUGGGUUUGUAUUGGAAGUUGAAACUUCACUGCUAGCCAAGUAUGAUUACACAAAAUGACUGCCAAUAUACAGAAACUAGGUGUCAAAUCUGCCUUCUUCCCUCCUCCAAGUAUUGAAACAUCACCUCGCUCCUCUCGUAAAGUCUCUCUCGUUCUCUCCCCCUCCCCUUCUCUUUCACUCGUGCGCUCUCUUUCUCUCCAUGUCUGCGGUCCCGAGGAACUGAUGCGACAUUAUUCUGCUGUAUUUCAAGCAUGUAGUAUUAAUUUACAAAAAAGAGAUGACUAUUUCUGUGGAGAAAAAAAAAAUGAUGACGCUGAUUGAUAACGUUUAACUAGCGCGUGAGAACAACAAAAACUCCAACCAACCAACGGAUGCUACUUAUUACGUUUUAGCUGCAAAACCAACUUCUGAGGCCAAAACCCUGGGUCGUCUUUCAGUUUUCCAACAGAUAGGCUAUCCGUCAUGUGUUUUCUUCUGGGCUCCACACAGCAUUUCCCCCUACUGAGCCCACUAAUGCGGAGGAAGCAGCUCACGUCGUUACUAUCAAACACAGACCAGAAACCAACCUCCAGCAGACAAACUGACUUUGUUCUAAAUAAAUAUAUAUAUGUAUAGAAGUUUCAGAGAAAAAAAACCAAUGGACCUAACUGAGAGCAUAAGAGGAGAAAUGUACCCGAAUGCGUGUGUAUCAGUGGACUGGGUGAUAAAUAACGAAUUUGAUGGACUAUUGCUACUUUGACAUGAGACGAUUCCCCCCCCCCCCCCCCCGCCCCACCAAUCAUACAUACUAUGACCAACAUUCAACGACAGUGGGAAACGCAGGUUUCUUUCCCUCAAAAAAUGCGAGACAUUUGAUGGAAAUGUGAAUUCAUUUGCUGGAGUCCCACUGUCGCCCCCUAGUUUUGGGGGAAAGCGUACGUUACCUUGGAUCUGCGUUCUUGCCUCUCAUUGGUCAAGACUGAUGACAGCCAAUGAGGGCAAGUCUAGUGAAAAACAUUCAAUGAGAAAAAGAAUGACAGGACAAGGCGAACAGCAGAUGGACAAGAACUCUACUAGUCCAAUUUUCUCAACUAUUAAAAAAGAAAACUGUACCAUGAAAAGAAAAGAAAACCCAAAAAAAAAAGUUUGUGCAAUGUCUAAAUAUUUGAAUCUCUCAUCCAUUACUAAGAAAAUAUGUGUUUUCCCUUCCUGUUUAGAGAAAAAUGAUGACAAAGAUAAUUGAUUCUGGGAAAUUGGAAAUUGAUAUAUAAUUGGUAAUUGAGCAAAUGUGAUUUGGGUUACAAACAAAAACCGUGUUUUCUCCUUGUCAGUAGGGAGACAAGAUACUUUCCUCUCCAUCACUGCUGCCACCUCACCUCUGUUUCUUUCCUAAAUCAAUCCCCCCAUCUUCAUCCCCUUACUCACAAUGGCAGAUUGUAUGUAACCAUUCAUUAACUGAAGACCGAACUGGGUCUUAUCCAUCUUCUAUUUUCUAUUGUUUUAUAUCUAUCUCUAUAACUGCUAGAGUCAAAACGGCUGCCAAGUCUGGGAGACUGGCUCCAUCCAUCCUUCUUCCUCAUCCAGUUUGUCCGGUUUAUGUUCCUCUCCAUCCUCCUCCUCCAGUAUCUUCCUGUUCUUUCUAAAUGUUAUUGUUAAAGUGUUCCAGUGAGAUGACUCUAAAUAUGUGUACAUUAACA